GUGAGAAAACAGAUACAAUGUUUGUUGGAGAUGAAUAUUGUAAUCGAGGUGUUUAAUUUGUUUUUAGAAUACUUAAUAAGUAAUACUUUUAGGUCACGGGUGCCUUUGACUUUUUAAAUUUCGUAUCGGUUGAAUUUUACGUUCCAUGAAUAUUUUCGACAUUACUAUGGACUUACAUAACCACAAAAGUUCGGUAGUUCGAAACAUAGAAUAUUCUAUAGUUCGAAAACUGACAUUACCGCAAAUUAGAUCGAUUUUUACGUUGUUAUUCAUAAUUAAUUAUUUUACUAAUACUUUUGUAUAUUCCGCCACAAAUAUGUCCAUCAAUCCAGUUGUUAUAUCUUCAUCUGUUAAACAAACGGCAACUGUAAGUAUAUUAUUACACAUCUAUAAAUUAUAAUAGUUUUAAUAUUCGAUUUCGUUGAACAUAAUAAAAAAAAAAAAUAACAAUGAAUAGGUACCUAAGAAGUUUCUGCAAUUGUAUAGUUGUUAUGUAUGUAUAUUAAAGCGUAGGUCUUUGCUAUUGUGUAUACCUACGAUAAUUAUUGUGUAAAAAUUACAUCUAAUGAUCUAUGUGUUUUAUAUUUCCUUAUUUAAAAAAAAGUUUUAUUCUGGAAAUUUAAAAUUGUUACUAUUAUAAAAUAUGUUAUGGAUAAGUAUAUUGUAUAUUAUUUGUAUAUAUACAAAAUAUUAUUGUAAUGUAUUAUAUUAUAAUUUUACUAAAAAUGAAAUACCUAUAAUUCUUAUUUUUAUUAUUUAGGUCAUAUUUCUUCAUGGUCUUGGAGAUUCAGGGUACGUCAUUUGUUUUUUACAAUUUAUUUAGCUUACAGAUAACUUUUUUUUAAAAUUUAAUAUCAAUAGUUCAUUUGGUUAAAUUAUUUUAAUUUUCAAUGUUAAAAAUAACAAUUUGUAUAGUAAUACAUUUACUUCAUCAAUAUUUAUUUAUUUAAUUAUUUAUUUAUUUUGUGUUUUUGUUAUUAAAGGUUUCAUCAAAUAUCGGUAUGCUGUUAGAUAUACAUACUUACUUAAACUUUAGUUUCCAAUUUUAUUUUGAGUUAAAAUUAUUUUUAAUAUCAAGACUUUUUUUUUAUUAUUUGUUUAAUAAUAAUUUGUAUGAUAAUUAUCUAUUUUAAUUUUUGAUUUUUAGAAAUGGUUGGGCGGAAGCAAUGACUCAAAUAAGACAGCCAUAUAUGAAAAUAGUAUGCCCAUCUGCGUAAGUUUUAUUUAAUUAAUAUUGUUGCAUGAUUUUAUGUUAGUGUAAUAUUUAUAGGAGUCCAUUGGCAGUAAGUCUAAACCAAGGUUUUCGUAUGCCUUCAUGGUUCGACUUAUUUACAUUAGACGAAUCGGGUCCAGAAGAUGAACGUGGAAUCAAAGAAGCUGCUCAAUUAGUGCAUUCGCUUAUUGAUAAUGAGAUAGCGAAUUCAAAUGUACCAUCAGAUCGUAUUGCCCUUGGAGGUUUUUCCCAAGGUGGAGCUCUUGCUUUGUAUUCAGCUUUUACUUAUAAGAAACCAUUAGCUGGAGUUAUGGCUUUAUCGUGUUGGAUACCAUUACGUAAAACAUUUCCAGCUGUAAGAAUUAAUUGCUUUAUAUUAAUGUAAGAGUGUUAAUAUAAUUUAUUUUCAUAAUUUAGGCUGCUAUUGGCAAUAAAGAUAUACCAAUAAUUCAGUGCCAUGGAGAUUGUGAUCCAAUUGUGCCUUUAAAAUGGGGUCAAUUAUCAGCAUCCAUUCUUAAGUCUUUUUCAAAAAAUACUGAAUUGAAAACAUACAGCGGUUUAAUGCACAGUUCAUCUGAGACGGUAUGCAUCUGUAUUAAAUAAUUAUAAUUUGUUCUCAUUUAAAUUCUUAAUACUAACUAGUUAAAAUUAGAAUAUAUGGAAAAAACUAAAUUUUAAAUUAUAUACAAAUAAAGGUUUAUAAAAAAAUCGUAUGAUAUACUAAGUAAAUAUUUACAACAUUUAUUUCUUAAAGGGCCAGUUUUCCAAAUUUUCUUUUAUUUUGUAAAAUGUGAAAAUUGUUUUCAAUAUUAUAAUUACUACCUUAAACAUUUUUUCACUAAUUUACUACCCAAUACUCAUUUGGAGGUAAGGGAUAUUAUAAUAUAAAAGAAGGGGUAGUUUUUAUGGACAAAAAUAACUGGAAAUAGAGAUUACUCAUUAUCGAGAGAAAAUUUGGUUAAAUGAUAGACAUGUACAUAUCCUAGACAUGAUCUCCAUAGGGUAUAAACACAGGGUUUAUCCUGUGAUUACCUUGCAAACCUGAAAAUAUCAGAGAAUUUAAAAUGUGAUGGAAAUUAUGGGAAAGAAGAAAAAAAUAUUUAUAUUUUAAAAUCACUUAUAGUUAUAUAUAACUGUGUAUACCUAUGUUUUAUCAAACUUUAUUAAAUGACAAAAAUAAAUUAUCUGAUUAUGAUUAAUGCCAAAAAAAUUUGCACAUUUAAGAGCUUUAAUUUAUUGUUUUUAACUGCACCGAUUCAACGAAUAAUGUGCAAUAUGGAUUAGAGUUACAGGUAGAGGUAGAGUAAAAUUAAAAUGCAGUCAACUAAUGUAGUACAUAACAGAAAACUAAUUUAUAUUUACUCUAAACAUAAUAGUACAUCUAGUUCUAGAUAGUUCUGGACAAUCAAUACAACCAUUUACAAGUUAAAAUAAAAAUUUGAAAUAAUCUAUUUUUCUUUCUAUUGAUAAAUCAACAAUGACAAAUUAAAUUAAAUAUUAAACAAAUUAAAUAAUGGCUGGUAAGGAGAUAGUGGCUCAUAAGUGGUAUCACAUUUGAAGGCUUAAAAACAUAGGAAGCAAUUUUGAACAUUAUCUAAGCCAGUGGUUUUCAACCUUUUUUAAAUUGCGACUCCCAUUUUUAUUUUUUUUGUAAUGCGACCCCUUCAAAAAAAAAAAUGUUUUAUUCAUCAAAAUUUGAUUUAAUUACUGAUAAAAUAUUGUACAUAGUUAAAUGCAUGGUAUACAAUUUUGAUUAAUUAACAUUUAAAAAUCAAUUAUUUUAUUAUAAAUAAAUUCAUAAAUUCUGAAAAACCUGAAAACAUUUCAAAGUUUUCAUUAUUUAUAUAAUUUAUCCAUAAACGUUUUUUUUUUUUUUUUAAAGCAUCGAUUUUAUUGGAGAGAAUUAUAUUUAUAAUUUUAUAAAUUAUAUUUGUGUUUUUACCUUGAAGACUUAAAUUUAGAUUAUUUAACUUUUCAAAAAUAUUGUCAAGGUCACUUAAAAUUGCUAACCAUUUUUCAUUUAAGAAGUGUUCUGCGACUGUAUUUUUAUGUUCAAGAAGAAAAAUUUGUAUUUCAUCUUUAAGAUCAAAAAUUCUUAAUAAUAUUUUACCACGGGAAAACCACCUAACUUCAGUAUGAAGUGUAGUAGUUUUGUAUGAUCAGAUUCCAUUUCGUUACUGAGUAUCGUAAAUAAUCUAGAAUUUAGUGCUUUUUGCAUCUUGUAGUACUUUAUUGACAAAUGGUUCAAGCUUUUAGUUACUAAAGCUUCCCUAUGAAUCAAAAUGAGUAAAUAGUAUACUUAGUGAAAUUUCAUUAACUUUAGCUUUAAAGCCUUUCUUUGACUUAGAAAAAUGCUUACCUUUUUCUUUAAUAAAAAUAAAUCUAAAUUGUAUAUACUGAUCUUGAUAUUUACGUUCUUUUUUUUGGUUCUCAAAAUUGAAAGUUUUUUUUUCUUCCAAUUCCUCGUUGAUAGGUUGAUUCGUUGUAGUUUCCGAUUGUUUACGUUUUUUAUUAUCAUUUGCACUUUCACAACUAUUAGUAGUUGAAGGUCGUUUAAUUAAAAAAUUUUCCAUUUUAAAACAUACUAUCAUAAAACAAACCUAUCAUUCGCAACCCCCAGGUUGAAAACCACUGAUUAAAGCAGUGAAUUUGAUAUUUUAUGUAAGGGGUCAAACCACAGAAUUGUAUUCUAAUUUCACUCAGACUUAGUAAAAUAAACUUUUUAAAGCAAUUAACAACGGGAUCAGUGAAGUCUUUAGAGUUCUUUAUUAUAAAGCCUAAUAUCAUAGUAAAUUUACUAGUUGUAUGUAAUAAGUGUUAAUUAAAAGAAAGAGUGUAAUCAAAUAUUACACCUAGAUCACUUAUGUCAUAAACUUGUGUUAAUGAAGAAUUAUUUAUAUGGUAAGAAUGGAGAAGUGAAAUACAAGACCUAGAAAAUAUUACUUAACACUUAAAUAUUUAGAGGUAAUUUGUUAUCUGUACACCAAUUUGACAAAAUAUUAAAAUCAUUUUGUAAAUGUGAUGCGUUGUUAAAUUAAUUUACUGAUCGUGAUCUCGAAUGUAAAAAAUUGAGGUAUAUAUAUAGAUGACAUAUGUAGUAUCUCAUAGUAAAUAAUCUGGAAAAUCAAGGAAUUUUGAAAUCUAGAACAUUCAUUUUCACAUAACAAGACUGGCCAAUUAUUUCUAAAUAUAUUAAUUUUUGACAUAAUUCUUUAAUAUUACUUUUAAUAAGCUGAUAUUUAAUAUUUUAAUUUAAAUUUAAGUAUACAAUUUUUUAUUUUGCAGGAAUUAUUGGAUCUUCAGAAAUUCCUGAAAACAGUCCUCCCUCCAGUGUGAUUCAUCUUUCAUAUAUAUAUACAUACAUAUAAUAAUAUAUAUUGUUGACGCACCUAGCAUGUGAAUUUAAUAUACUUUUUUGUAGUAUACUUCAUUGUAUGUUUCAUAUAUAAUAAUAUAUUAUGGUACUUUUAUUGUUGCAUUUAGGGUAAAUAUUAUUAAAAUUGGUUUGUAUACAUCUAUUACUGUCUUAAACAUUACUUAUUACUUAUAUUAAAUAGUGAACACACAAUAGGUAUAAUGUACUUAAUGAAUAUAUUAAAUUCAUUUUAUUGUUUAUAUUAUAUUAGGUGUGUAGCUAUAAAUACAUAUAUAUAUAUAUAUAUAUAUAUAUAUAUAUAUAUAUAUAUAUAUAUAUAUAUAUAUAUAUAAAUAUAUAUACAUGUUUUAUUAGAUUUUAAUUUAUACUUUUUGUUUUUUAUAGGUAUGUAAAAUAGUAUACAUUAAUACAAAUCCAAUAAAAUAUUAUAAAGUUAACUAAGAAAAAAAUGUUUUAUAUAACAGCAAAACAAAAUUAAAUAUUGUAUUAGAUCACUAAUAGA
Cinara cedri is the source of this 5091-nucleotide messenger RNA. The record is from the annotation of a GenBank genome assembly. NCBI's taxonomy places the organism in Eukaryota, Metazoa, Arthropoda, Insecta, Hemiptera, Aphididae.